GUGAAAAUUCUGUAUGAAUAAACACUAUGAUUUAGGAACGCUACUUAAACCAGCUGUAGAUAUCUGGCAACACUGGAAUGGAACAUGAAUGUGGCAGAGGCAUUUGUCGUGUCAUAAAUUUCUUGAUGAUUGGAUGACGAUAUAUGAAGUGGCGCCGUUAAAUAAAAAAUAUGUGGAAACUGUUUAUUAUAAGCGAUUUUUAUAUAUACCUUCUUGUAUGUCAAACGACUGUGUCCAUUGCUGGACACGAUCUUAAAGGCUUCGAUGAUACGGUUUUGUUUAGAAUUAAUUGGCCAGGCGAAAGUAGCGCUGAUUUAUUGGAAACGCAAACCAAUGUAGCACCUUAUUUUAUAACAACAGCAAAUAACGAGCGAUACCAAUGUUUCAUCCCAGAUACAACAAAACAGGAACAUGAUCAUGGAGAAACCUAUACGUGGCUCAAUCCCAUUGAAAUUUUGUCUCCACUUUUCACCCAAGAUUCGUGUUCUUUCAAGUUAGAAUCAUACUGGACCUAUGAAUUGUGUCACGGCCGCUAUGUGCGUCAAUACCAUGAGGAACGAGAAGGAAAGAAGGUUAAAAUUCAAGAAUAUUAUCUUGGUAAAUUAGAUCCAUCGGAAAUAGUGAAACUCUCGGCACAGUACGAUCAGCGAGCAAAAAAUUCUAAUAAAGCAGAUAUACCUGUCAAGAAGGUAGAAGGGGUCAAUAUGCCAUAUGUGGAAAUCAAAAUGUCAGAUGGUACACUUUGUGAUUUAAAUGGCAAACCGAGAAUGAUUAGAGUAUUGUACACGUGUUAUCAACAUAGUAAACACGAAGUAUUUUCUCUAAAAGAGAUUUCAAGUUGUGAGUAUGAGGCAGUGGUUCUCUCUCCGUUACUCUGCCACCACCCAGAUUAUAAUCCACAGGACACGGGAGAAAAUGAAAUUAAUUGUAGACCUGUCAAUGGGGCUCCAAGAAAACCAAAGGCAUUAUCUGCAAUGGAUGCAGAAAGCUUAAAACUCAGACAUCCUCAAGUGACGGAUGGGAACCAGCAGAAAGUCUUUGCGAUCUUCCAUGUAGAUAAGGAAGGCCAGGAUGGAGAAACUCGCGUUAGAGUUAAGAUUCAUCCCGUGGACGGAAUUGACAAUAGCAACAGCAUAGAUAAAAGUCUAAGUCCUAUCGGAGAACAAGGGACUAGUCCAGUCGACAUCACUCCUGUUCAAAACUUCCUCAGUGGUAAAAACUGCUUAUAUGGGGGUAACGGAUGGUGGAAAUAUGAGUUUUGUUACGGACGCUUCGUAGCCCAAUACCACGUGGAAAGGGAUGGGUCCAAAACCGUAGUAAACCUUGGCAGGUUCAAUUUAAAAAAGCACUUGGAAUGGAUCGAAGCCCAUCCCAAGAAAAGGCCAAAAUCCCUGGCUCAAAGAAAGCAGCUUUCUCACUUUUACAGUGGUGGCAGCGAAUGUGACAAAACGGGUAAAUUAAGACAAACAGAGGUUAAACUGAAAUGUGUAGAGCCUCAGACAACUAGUCCAGCUAGCGUAUCCUUGUUCUUGCUAGAACCUAAAACCUGCGAAUAUAUCCUGGGCGUUGAAUCUCCACUAAUUUGCGACAUCCUCGAAUUUGCGGAUGAUAAUGGACUGUUAAGUGAUCAAACCUCGUGGAGUUACAUCGAUUGGAAAGCAUACUUGCAGGAGGAAGAAGAAAACGAUUUGGACGAGAGAAUAGCAAAUGGAGACGAAUAGUUCUAUUAAUUAAUUCUAAAAAUACGUAUUGAUCGAUGCUCAAAAGCACUUUUGAACACCCAAGUGUUCGCUCAGUUUUCUACUCAUAUCUAAGAAAACCGGUUCAGGAUAUAAAAUCUAUAGAGCGUGAACAUAUUUCCAAACCCAGAUCGAAUUCAGUGAAAAGACACAAACCACGAAUAAAAAAUACAUUGUAAAUUAUAAUACACGAUGAAGACACAAGUUUCAAAGUA
Orussus abietinus is the source of this 1954-nucleotide messenger RNA. Its product is annotated as endoplasmic reticulum lectin 1. Lineage: Eukaryota; Metazoa; Arthropoda; Insecta; Hymenoptera; Orussidae. Gene Ontology annotation, cellular component: endoplasmic reticulum lumen. The record is from RefSeq and is a predicted model, not a curated record. Bases 171 to 1721 code for a protein of 516 amino acids. Gene Ontology annotation, biological process: endoplasmic reticulum unfolded protein response; retrograde protein transport, ER to cytosol. The transcript has 7 exons.